AUCACUUAGACAUGGAUAGCAGCGAAGAAAGUAGUUGUGCUAGUGAACAUAGCGAAGUAUAUAGUUCUGAAACAGAUGAAAGUAUUUGCAAAGGGUGUUAUGAUAACGAACCUGAAUAUACUGAAAGUCAGUUGAAAAACAUUUGUUCAUCAAAAACUGCGAAUGAUAUUUCAGACGACGACGAAGAUGAGGAUUUAGACUCAAGCAGGUUAGAAAACUUACAUUGGUGUAAGUGUAAAAAAUGUGAUAUACACGAGUUAAUGACUGUUGAAGAAUGCAAGUGUUGUUUGGAGUUUACAACUUUACUGGGAGAAAAGCUGGAAGAGAAUACAUGUAUUACCUUGCAUAAAGAUUUUAAUAUUCUUUGAUAUAAAAUCUUUUCAAAACAAGUAAGCUUAUUAUUCUACCUUUCAAAACAAAUAUAAAAUAUUACUUCAUAUGCGAAAAAAAAAUGCGUUCUUUAUCUACAUAAAAGUUCGUUUACUGAAUGUGAGUCAAAGAAUAUUUAAAAAUAUAUAUACAACAUUUUGUAAGGCCUAGGUUCCACAACAACAAAACAUAUUAUAUUCU
Molecule: messenger RNA, 570 nt
Organism: Hydractinia symbiolongicarpus
Lineage: Eukaryota; Metazoa; Cnidaria; Hydrozoa; Anthoathecata; Hydractiniidae
Exons: 2
Coding region: 12-368 (118 amino acids)
Source: RefSeq, a predicted model, not a curated record